Messenger RNA from Branchiostoma floridae (Florida lancelet), 2364 nucleotides. RefSeq lists its product as uncharacterized. The transcript is spliced from 6 exons. Gene Ontology annotation, biological process: signal transduction. Lineage: Eukaryota; Metazoa; Chordata; Leptocardii; Amphioxiformes; Branchiostomatidae. Bases 1 to 2364 code for a protein of 787 amino acids. The record is from RefSeq and is a predicted model, not a curated record. Gene Ontology annotation, molecular function: protein binding.
AUGGACCCUCUCCACCGUCAGGCCUUGCAGGACUGCUAUGACGACAUUGCCCGUGACAUGGACCCUGGGUUGGCCCUGCGGUACAGCACUGUCCGCUGGCGGGACGGGGACCCAGGGUUCAUUCGGGCCAAGACGAGGGCCGAGGGACUACACUCCGGGGCAAGGGCGCUGCUGGACAGGCUCAUGGAUUUACCUUACGAUGGUUUCGACGACUUUGUCCAAAGCCUGAAGGAAGUCCCGUAUGACCAUCUGGUACAGCAACUACUGAAGACUCGGGAACGUCUGAAGAACGCAGUAGUGAGGGGAGAGAUAAGGAGAAGGGAUCUCGGAAGGCGUCCGGAAGUUAACAUGGAGGAUUAUUUCGACAAAGUCAUCAAGAACGUGAGCUAUAAGUGGUAUGACUUGGCCAGGAAAGUGGGUUUCAAACGAGGUGAGAUCGAGGCUAUCCGAGCUACAGAGUCACUGCAAGGUCCUGAUAAAAAGUGCAGGGAAGUGCUUGAAAGGUGGCUAGAAAGAAAUGGAACAAAUGCUACUCUACAGGUUCUGCAACAGGCUCUUAUCGACAUUGAAGAAAGGCACACAGCUGAGGAGCUACAUGUAUGGACGGAGAAAGCACAGCACUCGUUGCAAACUACUGGCCAAGAGAUGAAGACGACUGGGAAGGAGACAAUGGAGAAGGUUGAUGGACUUGGAGUAGAGCAAUACCCGGCUGCAAAAGGCACAGGACAAAGUGUCAAAGAUGUCACUAGAUGGAUAACGAACAGAGCACGAGCCUUGGCCAUUCUCGUGACCUGUUUCGUGAUUUGUACAUGGAUGUGCAUGCUUUAUUGCGGUUCCAGAACACAUGAACCAGUCUUCUUAGCUGCCUUUCCUCGUCGUCUCAAGUCAUUUGUAGGACGAGAAGACGUCUUCAGCAGGAUAGACGCCUGUCUUCAGGAGAACCAGACCUGCCUCAUCAAGGGUCUGGGCGGUGUCGGGAAGACGUCAGUAGCCAUCGAAUACGGGCACAGGCGUGCGGAGAGGUACCCUGGUGGGGUGUUCUGGGUCAGGUUAGCGAGUAAGGGCGACCUGUGUGCCAGUAUCAGUCAGUACAGCUCCUACAUUAGUGACUCUUUGCAACUUAAAGAUGAUCUGAGUUGUAAGAAUAUGAAGAUGCACUUUAGACGGUAUCUGACAAGUUCACAUGAUUGGAUAUUGGUUGUUGACGAGGCAGUUAGAAACACCACAGGAGAGCUGGAGUCCCUACUGCCUCACACGUUAAAGGCAAACAUGAAUGUUCUAUUGACUUCUAACGAAUAUCAAAGACUGGGUAACGAGCGCAUUCCAGUGGUAAAUCUUCCUCCUUUUAGUGAAACUGAGGCCCAGGCAAUGUUUAACAAAAUGGUCAGACCCAGCAUUGAAAAGGAAAGGACAGAGAUCAAACUUCUGAGCCGAUCCCUGGGACACCACCCUCUGGCUUUGCAGUUCGCGUUUGCAUACAUAGAAGAGACUGGCUGCUCUGUGAAAGAAUAUCAUGAUAAAUACACUGGAGGCAACGCCACAGAGAAGGUAGACUUGCUAGAUGAAUCGGGUGUUGAACAGGUCUCUAGCAAAAAGAUAAGACGAGUAUUUGAUAUUACUUUUCAAUACUUGUCACAACUGUCCAGCAACGCCGCUAAACUUUUAGAUGUGACAUCUUUCAUGGGCCCAGACUGUAUCCCAUGCCCAAAAUAUGAUAGCAAAGGCUUUAGAAGACUAUUUAAUACUUCUGGCAAGUUAGACAAGUUAGAUACGAAGAAAAUGGUUUCAGUCUUGGAGAAAUUUUCGCUGGCGUCGCCCUGCCAUGCCUUCCAACCUUGUGCCUUCAGUGUGAACAGGAUAGUACAGGAGGUUGUUGUGGCACACAUGAACGAAUCUACGAGAGUCACACAUCUAGAAAACGCAAUGAAAUAUUCAACGCUGUUACUAAAGCACAGUAAUGAUACAAAAAGGAUCCAGGCAGAGUUCCUGAUGGCUCAUGUACAUUAUCUGGCCCUGAAUAUAGACAGGUACCAACUGAAUGUCUCAGUCACAGGUUCAUCCUCUUUCUUGAAUAAGUCCGCUGAGUUUUUCAGCCGAUGGGGAGCUUGUGAAGAGGCUUAUUUUUUUCUUCAUGCUGAAAUUUUGCUGUUAUUCAAACAUAAUGUCACCGAGGAUCUGUGCUUUCACCUUCAUGAUCAUGUAAAAUUUCUGAAUACCACCCUGUUGCCAUGUUUGUUCAACGGUGAUGUUCCCGUUGAAUUGCUCGUGGAUAUAGCUGAUAACCUAUAUUGGGAGGCAAAGGAGCUAACAAUCAUGCAACCCUCGUCUAGUGAAGCUGCUUCUUACAGCUACACCAAGACGUAA